This is a messenger RNA of Spirometra erinaceieuropaei, 3201 nucleotides long. The record is from the annotation of a GenBank genome assembly. NCBI's taxonomy places the organism in Eukaryota, Metazoa, Platyhelminthes, Cestoda, Diphyllobothriidea, Diphyllobothriidae.
AUGGAUCAUACAGUCAAGAUUUGGCGUCUUGACUCGCCAGAGCUGAAAAACGCCAUUAUCAACUCUUUUACGCCUACGGCCAAGUGAGUAAUUAAUCCAAACAUUGUGCCUACUUUAACGUUAUAAGUACACCUUUUUAUUUUGAUUUAUAAGCCCUAGUCUUUUUGCCGGUACGCGACGCUGGGCAUUACGGGUAACUAUGCCCAUGUUCACCUCCGGCCGUCUCGACCCUCUAUCUGCUUGUCAUUUGGGCAAGGUAGGUGUGGGAGUGGAGAGUAAGGUAGAAGCAUCGGAAGUCUGCUUCAUUGUGAGCAAGUUCAUGUGCAAGUCGUUAUUGCCACUUAAGACAGAACAGGAACUUACAUUAGGUGACCGAACUCAUGAAAUAUGCCCAAAAUAACGAAGUGCGCUAUCAAUCGGCAACCAGUCAAAAUGCAUCCACCAAAGCACCAAACUGAUCAUGAAUGACCUCUGGUAAAUGGAGACGCGAAGCGAAUACUUGAAGUACUAUCUUGUUAAUCAGAAAUGACCAUUUUCUUAAGUAGACCGGAAGGGCGAAAAUUCGUGUCAAAUAAGUGGACUCCAGUUUUUGAAGCACUCAAACCCUGUCCAUGUAAAUAACUAAAUAAACAAAACGACAUAAGCACAGCAGCGUUUUAAAAAACGGUUUCGUUACGUACAUUCCCGGUAAGCAUCCUCCGAGAAUUUGUAUUAUGUGAAAUCUGGCACAUAGCUUAGUACAUAAAGUUUGGUAAUGUGUUUCAGAAGCUUCUUUCGAGAAACCGAUGCAAUUUUUUCACUUUUUUCGAUCGAGAUGCGGGUGAUCAAAUCAAGGGGAUUUCACUGACGGAUACGCUACAGAAAUAGGAGUUUUCCUGAGGUCGCAUGUUUACAGUUUGGUCAGGGAUUAAGAAAUUUGAAUUAACACAUCCAAUCAUAAGCAUACCAUUUUGGGUAUACCAGGAGGUUUUUUUCAUCCGUGCGCAUUUUGGUGACGGUGGAGUUCAUUGGUUUUCAGAGUGUUCUUGAAAUGUCUAUGAAUCUCCUGCGGAUUUCAGUGUUCUCAAUCGACCGUCCACAGGGAUGGGUUCUGUUUGAUAGUGCCCCGUCCGUUUUAUUUCUAAACUGCGUGUUGGCAGAAACUAGAGCACACAAAAAAGAUCCUACCAAAUGCCCAACAGUUAAAAUAUCCAUUUCCCGAUGGGCCCUUCCAUUAUUUUCUAUAGUAUAUGCAUAAACUACAGGAAACUUUCAGUACGUUUAAACAUUAGAUUGCCUCUAGGCAUUAUUACUGCCUUUUAGGGUGUAGUGACAUUUAAGUCCGUUUGGUUUUGAUCAGUUAUAAUACGCUUGUUAAAUAACUUGUCACAACUUUGAAUUAGACAAAGCACUGGCACGCUCAUUUUUACCUGCUGACGACUUUGUUCUUAUUUACUAGUUUGUAACUGUUGGUAUAUUUCUAUCUUCGUUGCCUGGAUAGCCUACUUACUGUGCCCAACUAAUGGGUUUAUCACUAACAAGGACAUGAAAUGACACAGGUUUAGAAGUCCGAUUCUCAAAGACCGAUAAAACAUCUUGUUUUUUUUAAAGAAUAACCCGCCUGUUCUCCUCCUGCUUCACCUGACUUAGGCGGGCCGAGAACCGAUUUUCAGGCUCGGCAAGUUUUGUUUGGCAAAGUUCGCCGUCAAAUGACUCUUCUCCCAUAAAAAAUCACCCAUGGAGGUGCGGAUUUGGUUCGAGCUAUUAUCGUACGAAACUGCCCAAAUAGAAAAUAACGUAGAUUUCCGUCAAAAUUUUGUAAACAUUUUCCCUGAUAAAAUUGCUUAAAAACAUAUUCUUCAUGAAAAGCUUAUCUUCUGGAACGGGAAAGGCGAAAAGGAGAAGUGCACAGCGUUUUAGGUGCUAAAAAUGAUCAUCUCGAGUCGAUUAUGGUCAAGUAUGCUGUCAAGUAUACUAUAUCGUGGGACCUCUGUACUGGCUUAUUGUCGGCAGCUUGAAUCUGAUGCGGUUAUUCCGCUCUGAUGAGCUCCAGCUCAAAUAUACGCAUAAAAUUUCAGUCUGACUCUAUAAGUCUCAAGUAGACUGAUCUACUCCAAGUUAACGAUCCGUUUCUGAGGAACAUGAAAAGCUGCAAUUUCAAAACGGGAGUAUCUGCCUGAAAGUAUAUAAGGAACGCUGGGGGCCCACUGAUGAGUCGAACCCCCUAACAACUGUGCCAUUCAGCGACAGAAAAUCGGCGAAACACGCGUUUCUGAGCUUCUAACUGGUACUUGUACUAUCCAGUAUGGUGCAUCGUACAACCCAUGUACAUCCCGACUCUCUCCAUCGCGUUUCGAGAGUUAGGUUACGUACUGUAUGUAUAUUCCCACGCCCUGCUGUCUCCAAGAGAAACUUGAGUCUGAUUAUAGUCUGCUCAGCGGAGGCUUUUCGCGACAUCUUCACGACCUCCGAAGUCUAUCGCUUUCCCCCCCUCCCCCCAUCCCCUAGUUGAUGGUAUUUUUGCCUUUUCACUUGCAGACCCUUCCCCACGUUGCUUCAGCACUUCCCCGAGUUCAGUUCACGCGACGCGCAUGGCAAUUAUGUCGACUGCGCGCGCUGGUUCGGUUCUCUGAUCAUCUCAAAGUCCUGCGAGAACAGCGUGGUGAUCUGGAAACCGGGAAGUCUGGAUAAUCCUCCGGGUGGUGGUGGUGGGUCAGACCGUGUGAACGGUCUGAUACUGCCAACUCGACUAAAGAGCGUCGGCCACAUGAAGAGAAACAGCGGAAUCACCUCCAUGACUGGUGUCCCCACAGAGCACCACUGCAGCAUUCUGCACCAACUCAAGAUACCCGACUGUAACCUCUGGUAUAUACGGUUCGAUCUGGACCUCGAAAAUAGGCUUCUUGCGCUGGGAACCGGCACUGGCCCUUUGCGCAUUUACAUUUGGGAUUUGUCCCAUCCGGAAUCUGCCUUCACUCUAACCCCGAAGGUAAGCAUUUUCUUUUUUGCUCCUAGAUUAACUGUGAUUGCGACCAACUCUGGGUUUGAGUGUGCACCUUCAUUUUCUACUUUAAGGCUCUGAACGUGUGUGUUACCGGUGUUCGAGAGGUUGGAGGAGCCAGUAACUUUGGUGCCAUACGCCAAACUCGGUUUGCCAACGAUGGAAAUGUUCUUGUGGCCGUCGGCGAUAAUGGACUGAUUGUCCGUUUUGAUAAGGAAUGA